Eremothecium cymbalariae DBVPG#7215 is the source of this 2859-nucleotide messenger RNA. It is a transcript of the gene SIP4, whose product is annotated as Sip4p. Gene Ontology annotation, biological process: positive regulation of transcription by RNA polymerase II. The record is from RefSeq and is a predicted model, not a curated record. Lineage: Eukaryota; Fungi; Ascomycota; Saccharomycetes; Saccharomycetales; Saccharomycetaceae. Gene Ontology annotation, molecular function: DNA-binding transcription factor activity, RNA polymerase II-specific; sequence-specific DNA binding; zinc ion binding. The coding region runs from base 1 to 2859 and encodes 952 amino acids. The transcript has a single exon.
AUGCUUGGGAAAAGGAAAUACGGAAGUUUCUCGUCGCACGAAGAACGGACAAUUGAGCUGUCGAGUGUCAAAAGGUCUUCGCAGGCGUGUGACCGGUGCAGGCUGAAGAAGAUAAAGUGCGAUGGGGUCCGGCCCAGCUGCACGUCGUGCAAGAAGAUAGGGUACCAAUGCCGGACAAGUGAUAAACUAACGCGCAGGGGGUUCCCGCGUGGUUACACAGAGAUGCUGGAACAGGAAGUGAUCAAGCUGCAGCGGCUGUACAACUCGGUCAGGGGUUCUUCGGGGGGAGCCGUGCAGGCGGUGCAGGCCGCGCGUCCGCGGGACGACGGCGGUGGGAGUACUCGGGCGGACGCGGACACCGGUGCGGCGGACACAGACGCGGGGUUUGGGCACGGUUGUGAAGACAAAGCCGGAAAUAUAGGCGCAGUGGUGGAUGCAGAUCCGCGGCAGCCGCCGCAGCAUACGCAGCCGCUGCUGCCGCUGCCCUUUGUGAAUGAUAGUUUCUACUACUAUACCAACUACGCGGACGGAGAAACGUACCUAGGGAAUGCGGUGUGGCCGACUAUUGUGGGCGGGUGUAGGGACAAGAGUGUAAUUCCGUCGGAUGACGGGAGUCUUGUACAGUCUUUGGAACGGACGUUUCAGCUGGACAGCACCGGGGUGCCUGCGGCGCUAGCGCGGUUGUAUCACAACGAUAUUUCGUUGGCACGUGCGAACAUCAAGUCCAGGGUUUCUGCGUUUCUCAAGGAGUUUUCUUUGAUUCCGUUGUUGUACGGGAAUGAUUGGAAGGCGCGGUUGAAGAGUAUUGUGAGUGUUGGUGCUGGGAGGCGGGCCGGCGCGGGCGGCGGCGUGGGCGGCAGACAGCACGGUGGGGAGGAUCCCACGGCGAUGCUGGCGGUUGUUUACAUAAUCCAGUGGAAUUAUAGUCUGUUUAGUCCUGAGACGUUAUUUAACAUGACGAAGUUGGUUUGCACUUUGGCUGGGGAUAUGCUGUCAGGCAUGCAGGUGUUGUUGUUGGGUAGUUAUUAUUUUAUGUCGCUGCCCAGGCAGUUGACCACGCGGCAGAGUGGGUCGGUUGGGUGGACGAUGCAGUUGAUGAAUCUUGCGUUUUCGCAGGUUUUGUCGCAGGGACUUUAUGUGAACUAUAAGAAGCUGGUGCCUGUUGGUGGGGACGGUAAGGGCGGAGAUCGUAAAGCCUGCGGCGGAGGUGCUGAUGAGGGAGCCGUUGUGGGUGAGGAAGGCGAUGAGGGUGUGUAUGAGACGCGGUUGGUUGCGUUCUGGGUAUUUCAGUUUUUGAGCAGUCUUUGGUCGUUGUUGCAAGGGCUGCCGAAGACGAAUUUUCUUUCGGACGAGUUCCAGCCUCCGGGGAUAGCUAGUUUGGAAGUUGCUGCGCUGCGGCCGUUCCAGAUUCUUUUGGAGAAUAUGUUGCAGUUGGAUGGAUGCAACCUGCUUCAGGUUUUAGGGAUGCAGAACGCUCGCUACACGUAUGUGGUUGAGUCGUUUCGGCAUACUCUGAACCAUUGGAAGCUGUACCAUAAUUUUCGAGACCAUGAUUUGAACGAGAUAACGGUGGACAAUAACGAUCGGAUUGAGAUACAGUUGACGCUGUGCUAUUUGCUACCGCGAUGGUUGACGGAGCAAGGGUUUCCUGAAUCGCAUCACCUGUCUUCCGAGAUUUUGUCGUUAUAUUAUCUGUUGUUGGCGAACGAGCAGGGCUCUUCGGCUACGGUGACGCAACCUUCUGUUCUCAAGUUGAUUCAUUUUAUGCCGUGGGAUAAUUGGGAGCUGAUUAAGCGGUGUUUUCAGAAUCUUUCCAAGGUGGCCAGGGAUGUUGACAAGUACACUUUUGAAAAGUACCGCGACCUUAUCACCAAUUGGUCACACCUGUGGUAUGAAGAUGAUCCUACCUAUGAAGAGGUUAUGGAUAGGUACAAUAUCAAGGUGGGCGAUCGGUUUGGCAGACCUGUUACUUUGGUGCAGAUCAUCCAGAACGUGAGGAAUGGGGUUGUUGCGCAGGUCGCCUCUGCAAACAGACCAUUACUGAAGCCCUUUAGGUCGCCGUCCACUUUGUCUGCAGGCGACCCCUUCAAUAUGUUCUCCAAUAACACUCCGGUGGCAGAGAAUUCACCGUCACAGUGGUUCCUCAUGUCUGCCGGUCUUGACCUUGUUUCCAGCGAUCCGACGGCCGUCUCCGCGGCCUCCGCGGAGACAGCUACAGCUAUGGGUUCUGUGGGGACUCUACCUAAUGCUAUUGGGGCGUGUAGCUUUAGCACGGCAACCGCGGCCAUGGGCAACAAUGCCACUGCCAAUUAUGAGCCAUUCCCCUGUCUGGCUGAGGAUGACGACGGCUAUGUGGAGGAUGACGAAAGCGAGGAAGGGGAUGAUCGUGAUGAUGUGCUCAAUUUCAGCAGCGGCCCCAACCACCACACAUUGUUCAGCCACAGAGUCAACGCUCGUAAGUUGACCGGCAACAAUCACGUAAUAUUGGAAAAUAAGCAUCUUAUGAGAUCGAGAAAUAAAAGUGAGUCAGAAACAUGCGAUCCAAACGCUUCAACUCCGAUCAAGGACUCUGGAGUACCUCAACUUCAUUAUGAGUUGGUACCUGAUUCUCUCACUACCGAUGUUAAUGGAUGUAGAAGCCAUCAUACUCAUAAUCAGCAUCACAUUUUAGGUGGCGUUGAGAUAGGUGGCAAGAAUAAUAAUAAUAGCAGUAAUAGUAACGGGAUGCAAACCGGCACCGCUACCCCCAGAUCACUGGUGGAUUUGUUAAUACUACCCAUGGCGGUUGGGAAGAAAGGCUCUGGUGACGGGAUCACUACUCCAAAGGAUGAAGACUCGGUUUUAAGAAGUAACGCUUAG